Octopus bimaculoides (California two-spot octopus) is the source of this 2330-nucleotide messenger RNA. RefSeq lists its product as uncharacterized. Gene Ontology annotation, biological process: G protein-coupled receptor signaling pathway. Gene Ontology annotation, cellular component: membrane. The record is from RefSeq and is a predicted model, not a curated record. Gene Ontology annotation, molecular function: G protein-coupled receptor activity. NCBI's taxonomy places the organism in Eukaryota, Metazoa, Mollusca, Cephalopoda, Octopoda, Octopodidae.
CAGCGAACUCACUACUAUCAAUCAGCUGUGCUCAGUCUUUUCCCCAUUACUUUCUUUAUUACUGUUUAUCCGUUAUUUUUUCUUUUCCCUUGUCAUUACCUCUUGUGUAUCCCUAUUUAUUUAUCGUAUGCUUCCUCGAAGACACGAAAGAAUCCCACCCGAGUUCCAGCAACGUUGUAAUUGCAUUACUGCACAACAAGUAGUUUGCAUAAAUCUUCCACGUGGACUAACAUUUGCUCUCACUCCCCUAAUGUGUAACGGAAAAUUUGCUGCAACGUAAUUAUUGAAUUAAGAGGCGAAACUUAAUCAUUACAGAAUUUGAAUAUCUAAAUUUGGAUCUUAUCAACAGUAUAUGUUAUCGCCAUUCUAUGUCUAGCCUUGUGAUACUGAAUCACAUUGGUUUGGCAGGAUAUUUGAGUUAAAGGUACACGAAUUUGUAGAAAAGUCAGCUGUUUACAUGACCAAUUCACAUGACCAAGCGGAUUUAUCAUCAAAAGCGCUGGCAAUUUCUUGAGAUUACUGCCAGAUUACUGGGUGAUGCAGUAGAUUGAACGCAAAAGCAAAGGAAUGAGAAGCAAACUUCAUCACCACGCAGUGAAAUUUCCAUCUACAAAGAAGAAUACAUCAAGUGAUAUUCGAGGUUUUUUGUAACAAGGUGCCUGAAAAUAAAUGCGUGGAAUUCGAAAAUAUUGGAUUGGGUAUGUUUGAACAAUAGCUUUGACAUAACUGGUACCAACUUCAAAUGAGUGUUAGAUAAUCUCAAGACUGAAGAGUUCACAGAACGGACAUGCCAAUAAGGAAAAUGAAAAUCUGAUUGUCUGGAGACAAGAGGAUAGCUGAGAGUAGUCAUGGAUUGCCCGAACAGCACCCUACAGAACACAACGACGCGGCCAGAAAGUCCAGAAAAUGAAGUGCUGUCUUCUAUAGGCAAAGCAAUUAUGGAUUUUGGGGUACCAACAGUUUGCGUCAUAGGAUUACUUGGCAACUUGCUAAAUAUGCUUGUCCUCAGCAGAGAGAAAAUGCAACGGAACCUGUCCAAAAUGGAAAAGUCAGCACACUACGGAAUGAUCGCUUUGGCAUUUUCCGAUUUCAUGUUCUGUCUGCUGGCUUUGCUAUUUACUUUAGUACCUAGACAUAAAUGCUACAAGAGCAGAAGCAUAUUACUCUACAUCCAAUUCUUGUUGAGUCCGUCCAUCACUAUUUUCAUAAUUGCAAGCACCAUGAUGAUUGUUUACAUGGCGGCGGAGCGGUAUUUGGCAGUCUGUCACCCUUUCAAGGCACGACGCAUUAUAUCGCUGCGGCGGACGCGAAUUAUCAUUACAAUGGUAUUUGUCGGUUGCGCCCUGGCAACCACUCCUUUAUUCAUGGAGCAUAAGAUUGAGGUGGAGGAAUCUGAGGGACAAGAGUUUUAUAAAAUUAAUAAGCACUUUGAUGAAGGAGUUAUUGUCAUACGCCGACUUUGCUGGUCUGUCCUAUUCGAUCUAGUGCCGUGUGGCCUACUAAUCUAUUUUAACACUUGUUUGAUUUACAGUAUAAAGAAAGCGAAGAAAUUGCGAAUGAAUAUGGCACCUUUGAAUGAAGAACGACGCGGCACUAUAAAUCGCAAUUCAUCAUAUUCCAGCCAUCGUCACAAGCCAAAAUCACAUAGUGGAUGUACAUCAACAGUUGGUGGUAUUGGUAACGCCUCAUCGACUGAACUGUCACUGCGCCCUGAAAACAACUCCAUUUUUCGUGAUGAUAAACUAAUACGAGGAGCAGAAAUCGAAGUUCACCUUAGAACCGAAGGCCGUUCAAUGCGUUCUCAGUCAGUAACACAUCGACGACGCCAUACAGAUACAGCCUUAAACAGCGUUACUGCCACCCUUGUCUCCAUUGUAGUCAUGUUUCUUGUACUAGUUUCUCCAUCUGAGAUACUUAAAUUCUCCUUCCAUUUAGCCAGUGUCGACAGUGCCCUGUCCGAUGUCAUACGGGAUAUUACAAAUUUCAUGCAAGCCUUGAACUUCUCGGCUAAUUUCAUACUAUAUUGCGUUAUGAACAAAUAUUUCCGUGAAACAUUAGCGGCUAUGCUUUGCUUUUACACAAACGGUCAUGCAUCACUUAGUAAGAAAUCUGAUUGUCCAACUAUCUCUUUAAGGGGAUCACCAUCAUCAUCCUAAUAAUAAUAUUAAUACAAUCAAUAUUAAAGAAAGCGACGAAUGUGAACUCGCAACCAUUGUCUAUAUAUUCAUUGAAUACGUGAAUUCAUGGAUUCCACGCACAAACUUAUACCCACACAUACCCACACAUACAUAUACAAAAACAUCUAUGUGUAAAUACAUAUAUAUAUAUAU